This is a messenger RNA of Gorilla gorilla gorilla (western lowland gorilla), 915 nucleotides long. RefSeq names its product olfactory receptor family 4 subfamily X member 1 (gene OR4X1). Gene Ontology annotation, molecular function: G protein-coupled receptor activity; olfactory receptor activity. The record is from RefSeq and is a predicted model, not a curated record. Lineage: Eukaryota; Metazoa; Chordata; Mammalia; Primates; Hominidae. Gene Ontology annotation, biological process: G protein-coupled receptor signaling pathway. Gene Ontology annotation, cellular component: membrane.
AUGGCUGCUACAAACAAUGUGACUGAAAUAAUUUUCCUGGGAUUUUCCCAGAAUUGGAGUGAGCAGAGGGUCAUUUCUGUGAUGUUUCUCCUCAUGUACACAGCUGUUGUGCUGGGCAAUGGCCUCAUUGUGGUGACCAUCCUGGCCAGCAAAGGGCUCACCUCCCCCAUUUAUUUCUUUCUCAGCUACUUAUCCUUUGUGGAGAUCUGCUGAUCUGUCAUGGCCCCCAAGCUUAUCUUUGACUCUUUUAUUAAGAGGAAAGUCAUUUCUCUCAAGGGCUGCCUCACACAGAUGUUUUCCCUCCAUUUCUUUGGUGGCACUGAGGUCUUUCUCCUGAUGGUGAUGGCCUAUGACUGCUAUGUGGCCACCUGCAAGCCCUUGCACUACAUGGCCAUCAUGAACCAGCGAAUGUGUGGUCUCCUUGUGGGGUUAGCAUGGGGCGGGGGCCUGCUGCAUUCUGUUGGGCAAACCUUCCUGAUUUUCCAGCUCCCGUUCUGUGGCCCCAACUUCAUGGACCACUACUUCUGUGAUGUCCACCCAGUGCUGGAGCUGGCCUGCACAGACACCUUCUUCAUUAGCCUGCUGAUCAUCACCAAUGGCGGCUCCAUCUCUGUAGUCAGUUUCUUCGUGCUGAUGGCUUCCUACCUGAUCAUCCUGCACUUCCUGAGAAGCCACAACUCGGAGGGGCAGCACAAGGCUCUCUCCACCUGUGCCUCUCAUGUCACAGUUGUUGACCUGUUCUUCAUACCUUGCUCCUUGGUCUAUAUUAGGCCCUGUGUCACCCUCCCUGCAGACAAGAUAGUUGCUGUAUUUUAUACAGUGGUCACAUCUCUCUUAAAUCCUGUGAUUUACUCCUUCAGGAAUGCUGAAGUGAAAAAUGCCAUGAGGAGAUUUAUUGGGGGAAAAGUAAUUUGA